AUGGAGGAGAUGGGAAAGGAAAUGGCUAAAUAUUGUGGAGGUUUGCCAUUGGCUGUCGUUGUGCUUGGAGGACUUCUAGCUACAAACCACACAUUGUAUGACUGGGAGAGAAUUCAUAGAAAUAUUAAAUCAUACUUGAUGAGAGGCAAAGACAAUUACAAGCAGCAAGACAGUGGAGUAUCCGAUGUGUUAGCUUUAAGUUACCAAGAUUUGUCAUACCACUUAAAAUCUUGCUUUCUCUAUUUAGCUCAUUUCCCCGAGGACUAUGAAAUUGGAACAAAAAGUUUGGUUCGAAUGUGGGUGGCUGAAGGGAUUAUAUCAAAGGUGGGAGAACAAACAAUGGAGGAUGUUGCAGAAGGGUAUCUGGAUGAGCUCAUUCAAAGGUGUAUGGUUCAAGUAGGAAGAACAAGUUCAAAUGGAAGAGUCAAAACUUGCCAGUUGCAUGACCUAAUGCGAGAUUUAUGCUUGUCAAAGGCAAAAGAAGAAAAUUUUCUUGAGAUUAUCGGUUUUCAGCAAGAGGAAACAUUUUCAUCUUCUGUGGUAACAACACCUAUUCUAGAUAAAGUCCGAAGACGUGCCAUAUAUCUAGAUCAAUCUCUUCCUGUAGAGAGUGUUGCAGAGGCUAGAGCAGUCUCCAAAAAUAAAGAUGAAGAUGCUAAUAUUUAUGUCAAAUUGAACCCAGAAAAUGGCACACCCCUCCGAUCUCUUCUAAUAUUCUAUCCACGAAUUGAAGAGACAGUACACUGGAUGCUGAGGAAGUUAGACUUGAAGAAGUUCACAUUAUUAAGAGUGUUAAGUCUUGAGAAACUUUCACUGGAAGAAACAUUACCAAAAGCAAUAGGCAACCUCGUACACUUGAAGUUCUUGAGUUUUAAAUAUGCUAGUCUCUUACGCUUCCCAUCAUCUAUAAGAAAUUUAGGUUGCAUCCAGACCCUGGAUUUACGGUUUUUUGGUUCUAGUCGUGAUGAACUGAUGAUUUGUUUUAGAAUGAACGAAGUGAUAGGUAGGAUGAAAUGGCUAAGACAUCUCUACCUUCCUUUCGAUCUUCAUGUGGGCAAUAGUAAGGUGCAAUGGGGCAACCUGAGUAACUUGGAGACAUUAAAAAACUUUGAUGCAGAACAAUGGGACAUAAAAGAUUUGGCCCACUUGACCAAGCUUCAAAUAUUGGAAGUGAUGAGACUCAAAAGCUUUAAAGAGUUGGAUGUAAUUCUCAAACCCUCUCAUCCCAUUUCAAGCAAUCUUCGUUCCUUAUGUUUGAAUGAUGUUGGUACCAAAAUGGAAGAAAUAGAUCUAAAGCAACUAUCAAUGUGUCCACAUCUUUAUAAGUUAAGCCUACAUGGAGAAAUAAGCAACUUGCCUGGGCACUUCUUCUUCCCUCCAAACCUCACUAUGUUAAACUUGCGCUCUUCUAAACUAAAACAGGAUCCGACACCGAUUCUAGAGAGCCUUCUUAACUUGACAAUCCUUUUCUUAUGGUCUGGUUUUUACAUUGGGGAGGAAAUGGUUUUCUCUAAGAAUGGGUUCCCUCGGCUCAAAGAUCUGACGAUCUCCCGUUGCUUCGUGAAAAGGUUGAAGGUGGAUAAAGGUGCAAUGCCUAAUCUUAAGAAUUUAGCUAUUCUUAGUGUGUAUCAUUGGAAAUGGUUCCUGAAGAAGUAA
This is a messenger RNA of Vitis riparia (riverbank grape), 1656 nucleotides long. RefSeq names its product probable disease resistance RPP8-like protein 2. The record is from RefSeq and is a predicted model, not a curated record. Gene Ontology annotation, biological process: defense response to other organism. The transcript has a single exon. NCBI's taxonomy places the organism in Eukaryota, Viridiplantae, Streptophyta, Magnoliopsida, Vitales, Vitaceae. The coding region runs from base 1 to 1656 and encodes 551 amino acids. Gene Ontology annotation, molecular function: ADP binding.